Bipolaris sorokiniana ND90Pr is the source of this 703-nucleotide messenger RNA. RefSeq lists its product as uncharacterized. The coding region runs from base 95 to 586 and encodes 163 amino acids. NCBI's taxonomy places the organism in Eukaryota, Fungi, Ascomycota, Dothideomycetes, Pleosporales, Pleosporaceae. The record is from RefSeq and is a predicted model, not a curated record. The transcript has a single exon.
AUCAAGACCUCACUACCUAAUACCCCCAUACAACUAGCAGCAGCACCAUCACUAACAACAACAACAACAACAACAACAACAACCCUACAACACCAUGCCUACACUCCCCCCAUUCCGCCCAACAAUCUACAUAAUCUCCUACUCCGCCGACAUCACGCGCACCGAAUCCGCCACCACCAUCCUCCUCGCAUCCCAAGUCCCCCACCGCACCCCGCCAAUCCGCCAUCUCUACACCAUCGACGCACGCAACGUGCAGCCUCCCUCCCCCUCGCUAUGCGCCCGCUACUCAGGCAUCGCACCUUUAAUCCAAGAUAUCGUGAUGCAAGAUGUAGGCGCUCAGAAGGCGGUGGGGACGGCGGUUAGGGAGUUGUUGCGGUUUGGGAGUGAGGAGGGUAGUAGAGGGAGUGGGGAUAAGGAGGUUAGCAUGAGUGUUUGUUGUCAUGCGGGGACGCAUCGGAGUGUGGCGAUUGCGGAGCGGAUUGCGCAGUGUGUUAAGUGGGAGGUUGGGAGGCGAGGGGGUGAAGAGGGGGUUAAGGUUGUGUGUAGGCAUGUUCAUCGGGUUAAGGGGAGGGCGGAUCCUUUUUGAAAGGGGUAGAGGGAGGGUUGACUUGCUGUUUCCUGUCUUGUUGUCCUUGGUGAAUACGAUUGGAAUGGCUGGUGGCUAAUGGUUUACGACAGUGGCUUGAGAGACUGCUUUGUACAC